Messenger RNA from Sparassis crispa, 333 nucleotides. RefSeq lists its product as hypothetical. NCBI's taxonomy places the organism in Eukaryota, Fungi, Basidiomycota, Agaricomycetes, Polyporales, Sparassidaceae. The transcript has 2 exons. The coding region runs from base 1 to 333 and encodes 110 amino acids. The record is from RefSeq and is a predicted model, not a curated record.
AUGUACGGCAAGUUCAUCUUGACGUCUGUUGACGACUUUAUACGCAACUUUGUCGCCGAGCCGAGCAAUGCCAUACCUCGACCUGAUCCUGCCCUCUGGUUGGCCGCAUUCACGGGCAUGCCCCGCAACAACACUAAGGAGAACGCAUUUUAUGCUCCCCUCGCCAAUUGUGUGAAUGGCAGAAACUUAUGUCCGGGCUACACGCUCAAGCUCGUUUAUGAUAGGCCUGACCUUGACGACCCAAGCAAGCAGAAAGUGGAUGCGGCAUUGUUCAGCGACUCGGAUGUCCUAGACGAUGGGAGGCCCCAAUGGCCGGUACAGGAAAUGUGGUAA